Myotis brandtii (Brandt's bat) is the source of this 1843-nucleotide messenger RNA. It is a transcript of the gene RAB17, whose product is annotated as RAB17, member RAS oncogene family. Gene Ontology annotation, cellular component: endosome. NCBI's taxonomy places the organism in Eukaryota, Metazoa, Chordata, Mammalia, Chiroptera, Vespertilionidae. The record is from RefSeq and is a predicted model, not a curated record. The transcript is spliced from 6 exons. Gene Ontology annotation, molecular function: GTP binding; GTPase activity. Bases 703 to 1389 code for a protein of 228 amino acids.
AGGAGCAAGGGGGCCAUGGGUCUGAGCGCAGCGGGGGCCACAGCCCUGAGAGCUGCUCUGAGAGGCUCAGAAAUGUUUAUGCAACAGUGGAGCAGGCUCUGGCUGAGUGGCCCGGGCGGGACCUGGGUGGAAAGUUAUACAAGACCGGUGUGGGAUGGCCGGAAAGGAGCCAGUUGCAUGGCUGCCUCGGGGCAGGCGAUCCCGUCCCUGUCACCUUUGGGCAGAGACUGAAGAGUCUGUGGGUGUUGCCAAGAUUCUGUAGAUACCGGGAGGGUGCUCAGAUUAGACAAUCUCCAGGGGCCCUCCUGGCUCCAAAAUUCCGUAAUUUUGCAUUUCUUUCGAAAGGGGGAUAAGCUGAGAGCACGCUGCCUGUGCAGCAGCCUGGGUAGGUGGCGCAGUGGGAACUCCCCCUGUUCAUGCGGAGGCAGGAAAGCUGACAAAGUGCCACAGAGAAAGUCUAAGGUUCGUAUAGCCAAGUACCAAGAGCUAACUGUGCCAUGCAAGUACUUCGCUUACGCGUCAUUUUUGCUUACUUCCCACGACAAGCUCUGGUGUGCACAGUGCCGCGUCCAGGUGGGGUGAUGGUCAGGCCGCCUGUGUUCUGUCUCCCCUCCCCGUUGGCAUGUCUGCAAGGGAAGGGUCUUCAGACUGAAAGGUGAGGUCUCAGGUUCUCCCUCCUGGUGGCUCUGGUGCUGAGAUCCGAUGGCGGUGGCCACAGGGAGCCUCUGGCCCAGCGCCCUCGCCUGGAAGGCCAUGGCGCAGGCAGACGGGCGCCCCCAGCCCGGGGCGGGGCAGCCCUACGUGUUCAAGCUGGUCCUCCUGGGAAGCGGCUCUGUGGGCAAGUCCAGCCUGGCUCUCCGAUACGUGAAGAACGACUUCAAGAGCAUCCUGCCAACCGUGGGGUGUGCGUUCUUCACGAAGGUGGUGGAGUUGGGUGCUACGUCUCUGAAAUUUGAGAUCUGGGACACGGCUGGCCAGGAAAAGUACCACAGUGUCUGCCACCUCUACUUCAGGGGCGCCAACGCAGCGCUGUUGGUGUACGACAUCACCAGCAAGGAUUCCUUCCGCAAGGCUCAGCAGUGGCUGAAGGACCUGGAGCGGGAGUUCCUCCCUGGAGAAGUCGUGGUGAUGCUGGUCGGCAACAAGACGGACCUCAGCGAGGAGCGGGAGGUGACCUUCGAGGAAGGCAAGGAGUUUGCAGAGAGCCAGAGCUUGCUGUUCAUGGAGACCUCGGCCAGACUCAACCACCAGGUGACCGAGGCCUUCAGCGCCAUUGCUCGAGAGCUGCUGCAGAGGGCGGAGAGGAAGGAGGACCAGACACGGCGGGGAGGUGCCCGGCUGGCCCUAAACCAGGGGCCCACGGGGCGGGCCAAGUGCUGUGCCCGCUAGAGGCAGCCACAGCCACUCCAGGGGAGUCUUGAGGAGGAGCCCUCAGCCUGACCCAAGUGCCACGUGGACGGCGGUACUUGACUCUGAUUCUCCAUUCACACUGGCGAGUUCCCGGGGGUGCCCGGAAACUGGCAUCUCUCCGAAGAACCACUUCCCAAAGCCCGUGGAAGUCAUUCAGGAGAGGACCGGUGUCCAUGGCCUCACCGCCUGCACCCAGACACAGACUGAGUCCCAGUGCUCAGGCCGGGUGCACCUGCCCAGCCUGGCUGCCCAUCCACCCUGCUGCUCCCGCCUCUGAGGAAUGAAACGGGUCAGAGGGAACAGGGACCUGGUGUUGGGCAAGGCCCACCUGCUUCUGGGAGUUGGGAGAGGACGGAGCAGGCACAGCGGGAGGUGGCAGUGCCAGGGGAAAUGGAGUGGCGGUUUUCUAAAAAAAUUAAACUGCUUUCUAUAA